UUUCGGGCACUGGAGUAUGACAGCUUCGUGUGAUGCGAUGCUUAUUUUUAUCAUUCUUAAAAAUAAUUUUUUAAAAAUGUAUUUAUAGGUCUUUAACCCAUUUCCUACCAGGUGUCUUGGAUACUUUGAAUCGCAGGGACCUCUCUCUCUCAUCCGAUUGGCCGAAGCCGUCGUGACGCAACAUGUCAACCAGCGUGAGCGAUGCUGAAGAGGCGGCGUGGGGACUGUGCGCGUCUGCGGCUCAAUGUCGGACCGGUUUCGCGUUACCCGGCUUUAUAGUUAGAAAAAUUCGUGGACAAAUCACGGAUUUUAAUCGGAAAUAUCCGGAAAUUGUUCUGAAAACAUCAGCUGUAAGGUGCAGUUUUGAUGUUUAAGUUGCGUCGAGCACUUGCAUGCUUUUUUUUUUAUUUAUUUAUAGAUAUAUAAAGAAUGUUUGCAUAAUUUUGGACCUAUACCUAUAACGUAUUUAUGAGGCACCUGCAAAACAAAGUCACCUGCAAGAAGAGGAUGCUCAUUACCUUUGAUCCAUGACUGUUUUCAAGAGUAUGGACAAAGCGUCCGUGGUCCAGGCUUAUCCAGCAGUAUGAUUGGAAACUCCAGUCUCUCGGGGGACACCAUGAUAGCCUGCCACUUCCCUGUGGUGCAGCUUCCCACUUGGCAACUUCCAGUCCAGGCCCUCUGCAGCUCGGCCAAGAGGACCGGCCGGCUGUGCCCGGUAGGCCUGACCCGGGCUGUGUCCCUCCCAGAGAAAGACUCGCUCAACCGGGAGCACGCCUUCACCGGCGGCCGCAGACACUUUUCCAGCAGCUACAGUAGUCUCAAUGAGGACCGAGGGGAGGAGGAGGGGACCAGCGACAGCAGCGGGAGGUACGACUCCAACUCGUCGCCGGAGGAGACGAGUUCCCAUCAGAAGAAGGAAAGCUCUGCGACUAGAAGCAACGUGAGAUCGCGCAACUCAUUCGUUCCCAAUACAGAACUGGAUGAGGAGGAAGAGGAUGAAGACAGCGAUGGAGAUAAUCUACACAGAUAUCACGAGGACUCGUCUUUUGUGUUGCAUGGCAAUUCCAACUGGCCGCUUAGUAAUGAUGCCACGAAUUACACGAUGUCUCACGAGGACCUGGACUGUGAAUGGAGCACUGAAGGGACGAUGCUGGAUACUCGGAGCGACCGAGAGUGGCUCCCUAACCAGUCUAACCAGAUGGACUCUCUGCAGCCUGAAUGCCAGUGCUUUCAUAAGAGCAGAUCUGGCACCGUGGUGACAGCUUGCCUAGAGCAGGACUCAGACAGACUGAAGGAUAACAUGUCCUGCUGCCUCCACAGCCAACACCAAUGCUCCCCAGACGUGCUGUCCAAUGGCCAGGCGGAGUACGUCAGUGACUCUUCCUGUAACAGUUCGGAUGGCGUCCUAGUUAACUUUUGCACCAUCUACAACGGGAGUAACAAUCCUGCCACGCCUCAAGAUCUCAGCAGUCCGGCAAUUAACCCCCCUCAGUUAUCCGAGGGAUCCGUGUUCCUCAACCUACAACCUGUUUGCCAAAGUCAGACUGAGGGCGUCCAACCUGAAGGCAUGGGACUUUACUCUCCCCAGAAAGAGGAGGUUGACAUGACGCUCUUUGCGUCCCGCUGGUCUCCCCAGGGCCUCGACUCUAACUGCAAUCUUUACUCUCUGGAGCCGCUGCCCCCAGGUCUCUCCUCUCUAGAAGUGUCAGACCUGUCGGCCUGUCUUCAGGGCCAGGCCACGCUGGCCGUGGGGACCAACCAGAAGUACUACAAGCUUGUGACCUGUGACCUCUCCUCCCAGUCACCAAGCCCAGCCUGGUCCAGCCUCACAAGCUGCCCCGAGGGUCAAACCAGAAGCAGCCCCUACCCUCCUCUGUUUAAUCAAAGGAAAGAAGACCACAAUGAAGCCAAGAAGGAGAAAGAGGAUCAGCUAAAUGAAAAGGGCGUCUCCUCUGCUCAGAGCCGCUCUGAGACCGAUGAUUACCAGGUUGCCACCACCUCCACUGACAAAGGCUUCUGCAGGAAGGAACAUACAGACGGUAUCCAGAACCUCUCCCACACGCCUUGCUCGCUGUGCCCCAGCCAGUGUAGCCCACAUAGCAGCAAAUGCCAAGACACAAGAACUGCAUCCACACGGCCAUCUGUGACUCAAGAGCAGGAGCACAAAAAUACUGAUGCGGUUGAGAUGGGGGCCUGUUCGUUGCAAACAGAAGUGGUGCGCUACAGUAAGGCCCAGAGGCCGACCUCGCUGCCCAUCCAGCCCUUCGUACUGAUCCCCACAGGGAAACCUCAGUCUCAGGCCCAGCACCUGGGCUGUCUUCUGGAGCAGUACCUGAAUCAAAAAAGCAGCAAGCCUGGUAGCUCCCAGCCAGGCUCCAAGUUCAAGGAGAAAAGCAACGUCCAGCCGUCGCCAAUGAGCAGCCACUGCCCCAUCUUCCUGGAGGCUCCUUCCAGCUCUGAAACCUGCUCCACCUGCACGCCGAGCCCCGAGUGCUUCAGCCGCAGACAUGAAUGGAGCCUGUCCGGCAAAAGUCCAUGCACAUCAAAAAGCAGUCUGGAUCCAUAUCACAGCAGCCUAAAGCCUGUAAUGGUUCAGGUGCAAGAUAAAACGAGCCCUUACUCAGGCAAAACUUUUUUAAAUCUGAUCUCGGCUCCAAACCAACCUAAGCUUGUUAAAAUUCCCACGUACCAAGACCUGAUUAAGCUCACCUCUCAUGGGAGCCAUGACAGCCUUGAGGCCAAAACUCCCAACCAGUCCAUAACCAACGACUCCUACUAUUCAGUAUUGUCCCACACACCGCCCACUUUACCCCUUACUGCUGACACCCACCACCCAAACCUGCAGGCGUCCCUGUCUGCCUCCACACCCUCGCCACCGCAGCAAAAUUUACCACAGUCUGCAGCUGCACCUGCAGCCCACUCUGGCUUUAAUCACAGUAGUAUUGCAGCGGCCCUCUCCUCAGUGGCUCCUCUCUCCUCUUUGAGUUCUCUCCUGUCUUUGGCUGCUUCAGGCCUGCAUCCACAACACAUCCCGGCCUCUGCAGGGCUCAGUUCGAAGCAGAGUCAUCACAGCGAAUCUCUGAUUCUGAGUGACAAGCCGCCGACAGAGUUCUGCCUUUCGCCUGAUACAUCUUAUGAGUCUAUGUCGAUCAGCCACCUUCAGAGGAAAGGUUUGUUGAGGUCUGUGAGCAGGGCGGUGGAUUUGAUCAUGGCUCAUUUUGGCAGCAGCAGAGACCCUGAAGAAAAGAUGCGCCUGGGUAACAGCUCUUACAGUCCCACAAUUGCCGGUCUGGUGCUGGAGCACUUGUGUCCGUCGAUUCAGAAUAUUUUAGAGGACGGUCUUAGGGAUCACAACCUGGACCUUAUAAUCGGGCAGCGUCGCAACCACUCCUGGAGCGUCGUUGAAAUCUCUACGAGGAUCGGUCCAUCUACCAGAGUCCUUCACAGCCUCGUCACCAAAAUCAGACAAUGUCCCCAGCUUAGCAGCCACUGCAUGAGACUAAGAGCCUUCAUCAUGGGCCUGCUUAACUUGAGAUCUUUGGAAUUCUGGCUCAGCCACCUUCUCAGUCAAAAAGAUGUGGUGACAACAUACUACCAUUCUUGGGGCUUCCUGUCCACGUCCCUGGGUCGGUGCCAGCCCCUGUUUCAGGAGCUUCUUCUUCUACUGCAGCCGCUCUCUGUGUUGCCCUUCGACCUCAAUUUGCUCCUGGAGCCACGACUGUUACGUGAUAGACCACUGUGUUCUGAGGAGCCGGGAGUUUCUCCACCUCAACCGUGCUCCGCCCUUCUAGCCACCAGCUGGCCGAGACUUCAAGUCGACAAAAAAGUAGACAGAAUCUGUAGCAGUCAGCAAACUAAUGUUUCACAGCAGGUAGGUCUGCAUUCCCAAGAGUCUUUCAGUUCUCAGAAUUCAAGUUGCUACCAGCAGCAUCAUGGAGGCAUGCAGGUCAACAGGAGCCCACUGUUGGCACCUAUUCCUGAGUGGAGGCCAAAGGAAUCUGACUCUGUGGAUGGUGUAGAUGAAGGAGAGGACUGUAGCCAAAGUAACGCAGAUACUUGGUCUCAAAUAAGUAUGGACAGCAAGCAAGAAGAGAGGAGAGUAGAGGGACACUGUGCAACCCCAAAUACACCAACUACUGUCCAGGCAGCUGGGCUGCGCUGGGCCAAAUUGUUUGGAGCAGGUGAUAUGUCAACCAGAGCAGAAACGAUUUCUCAGAGUCAAACCGGAGCCCAAACCAGACGGUACAAGAGACCAUCACAGUGGCUACACUUGGACAGAUCCCAGCUUGAACUGUUGGCUCAAUCCAUCAGGUCAAUGAAACUACCUGGAGCUGAGAAAGGCUGCUGAGAACUAAACCCUCUGUCUGGGAAGGACGUGACCGGGGACUAUCUACUGUAAUAACAAAAGUCUUAACUGCAUGAAUAUACAAACACAGCCCAAUUAUACAUGUCAACUGGUAAUAAAGCACAACAAAAUAACAUCAACAGCUUUGGCAGUGGCCCAUAUUCAUCAGGCUGUGAGUUGCACCAGCUGUUUAAGUUUUUGUGGAUUCCUUCUGAAUUCUUAUUAAAUAUCAUCACGAAAUAUGUUACAAAAACUACCAAAGUUUAUGUCACAUCGAAAAUGAAGUGGUUUAGCAUCACAAACUGUAGCAUAGAAACAAAGAAUGUAGACAAAUAUUUAAAUUUUACAUCAGUAUUAAUCAAUAUUUUGAUUCUGGUCAAAUAUGUCAACCACAUUUCUCUUAUCUCUUACAGGUUAUGUAGAAAGCUAACGGUAGCAUUGUGAGCUUGGAAACAGUAUAACCUUAGGGCUGCUAGAUGUAAAUGCAUCAGGAUAAAUGUCUCAUUUGAGCUAGUUUGGGUGGUGCAGCUUCAUUUAGGGAUGUGUAAUUGUCCACUUAGUAAACCUCUGCUGCUGCAACUGAUCUUAAAAUGUUCCUAAGAUGUUCACUUUGUGAUGAGAUUUAAGGAUGAAGUAAAGCCAGCUUAAUGAAUAUGGGCCAAUUCUCCUGUUUGCCUUUGAACUCUUGAAUAACUGUGAUUGGUUUUAUUUCCUAGAGGCAGACAUCAGUCAUAAAACAUAAGUAAUGACCUGCUGCAGACUGUUAUACAUUCCUGUGGUCCAAACCUAUCAGUUUCUCAUACGUCACCUUCAGUCCCCGCAUAGUUGUACUGUUCAGUUCAUUGAUAGGUUAAAAAAACAAAAAAAACAGCAAUACACUUUUAUCUGUGCCAAAUAUGCCACACACACCAGCCUCUUGUGGUAGACUAUCAGUGAUGUUUUUAUACCCUGUUACUAUUUUCUCCAGCAUGGAUUUCCUGUAGGUGCAUGACUUAAUACGCAUACAGCAGGCCCUCCUGUCUUGAUCAUGAAUUUUCUCCUGAUGCUUCUGUAGAGAUUGCAGUUGGACAUUUUUAUUUUUUGGCAUGGGGGGUUUAAAAUGUGCGGAAUUGUCCGGUUUAUGCAGUGCUACGUAUUCCAGUGCACUUGGUCCGGAUGCUUAAAAAUAAGCCAUCUUGUGGCUGUUUCAGGUAUUUAACUGUGUGUCAGAUGGUGGAGAUUUAAGGUGGGGGGAAAGAAAGUGACGGUAAUUGUGUGAAAUGUGAAAUUUUUUAAUGCACUGUGAAAGUGAUCCGCCUGGUUUUAGUUCUUCUGAUUCUCCUCUGAAUGCUUCCUCUAAUGCCCAGUGACAAUCAACGUCUGUCAAUAAAGACCUGCCAUGUCUUCGA
This is a messenger RNA of Mugil cephalus (flathead mullet), 5733 nucleotides long. Its product is annotated as AP-4 complex accessory subunit RUSC2. Gene Ontology annotation, cellular component: cytoplasmic vesicle. The record is from RefSeq and is a predicted model, not a curated record. The transcript has 10 exons. The coding region runs from base 584 to 4348 and encodes 1254 amino acids. Lineage: Eukaryota; Metazoa; Chordata; Actinopteri; Mugiliformes; Mugilidae.